Molecule: messenger RNA, 4359 nt
Organism: Nerophis lumbriciformis (worm pipefish)
Lineage: Eukaryota; Metazoa; Chordata; Actinopteri; Syngnathiformes; Syngnathidae
Source: RefSeq, a predicted model, not a curated record
AUGGGAAAUGCUGAGAGCCAGCACGGAGAUGUGGCCUUCCCGGGGACGGAGCGCGGCUAUUUGUCACGGAAGCGCACGUCGCGUUCUCUCCGCAUCCCAGACAGGCGACCGCGGCUCACCUCGUCGGGGAAGACGGAGCACAGGAACUCGGAGACCAGCACGCGCUCCAGCAGUACUCCCAGCAUCCCGCGCUCCCUGGCCGAAAAUGCCACGGAGCCCUUCGACGAGGGCGACGUCCCGCCCCGUUUCGGUAGCCCCGUUUGGGUGGACCGCGUGGCCAUGAACCUGCGGCCGGCAUCCUUCGGCCGCGACCCGGAAGAGAUCGGCGGCUCGGGCAAGAAACGCUCCAAGUCGGCGGAUACGUGGCGAGACGACAGUCCGGAUUUCUCCCUGUCGGACGUGAGUCGAGACCACGCGACCAGCGCGGAGGAGAUGGCAAGCCCUGGCGCCGAACGCGACUCUGAAGACGAGGGCCCGCCGCGCUCCGCCGCCGCGGACUCCUUAGACCGGGUCUACGGUCGCGAAGGCAAAGGGGUCAGCGGAGACGAGAAGAUGUUCUCCGAGGAGGACUGUAACGCGUACGGCGCCUUCACGCUGCCGUGCAGACGCUCGCAUUGCCUCUCGGAAGGACCGCGGGCCAUCACGGGGGCCGGCUUGCGGGGCAGGAGGGCGCAGACCAUCCAGGACGUCACGGCCGGCGAGGGCGGCGAGUACGAGGACGGCUACGAUGUGACGGCGGAGGCCGAGUCCCGCCGCUACAAGACCGCGUCGGCCUCCUCGGCGGCGGGCACGAGCGACAGCGGGAGCGGCGGCGGGUGCCAGGGCGUCUACGAGAACUUCCGGCAAGAGCUGGAGAUGAGCUCCUGCCGGACGGAGAGCCAGGAGGAGGCGCUGAGCGACGAGAGUCAGAGCGCCGUCAGCUCCGCCUACCGCUCGGACCCGCCGCCGGGCGCGCGGGGCACGGUGCGCAAAGCGGGUCGGCUCGCCGUCAAGAACUUUCUGGUGCACAAGAAGAACAAGAAGGUGGAGUCGGCCGCUAGACGCAAGUGGAAGAGCUACUGGGUGUCUCUCAAAGGCUGCACCCUUUUCUUCUACGAGACGGACGGGCGCUCUGGAAUCGACAACAGCAGCGUCCCCAAGCACGCCGUCUGGGCCGAGAACAGCAUCGUGCAAGCCGUACCCGAGCAUCCCAAAAAAGACUUUGUCUUCUGCCUUAGCAACUCGCUCGGGGAUGCAUUCUUAUUCCAGACGAGCAGCCAGACAGAGUUGGAGAACUGGAUCACGGCCCUCCACUCGGCAUGCGCCGCCGCCGUCGCCCGGCAUCACCGGCGCGAGGACACGCUACGCCUGUUGCGCGCCGAAAUCAAGAAGCUGGAACAGAAGAUCGACAUGGACGAGAAGAUGAAGAAGAUGGGCGACAUGCAGCUGUCCGCCGUCACAGAUACCAAGAAGAGAAAAACCAUUCUUGAUCAGAUCUUCUUGUGGGAGCAGAACCUGGAGCAGUUCCACAUGGACCUUUUCCGAUUCCGCUGUUACCUGGCCAGCCUGCAGGGCGGCGAGCUGCCCAACCCCAAGCGCCUGCUGGCCUUUGCCUCGCGACCCACCAAGCUGGCCAUGGGACGCCUGGGGAUCUUCUCUGUUUCGUCUUUCCACGCGCUGGUGGCGGCCCGCACGGACAGCGGCGUGAGGCGGCGAGCGCACGCUACGUCGCGCUCGUACAGCAAGCGCAAAAGCCGCUUCUCUUCGCUGUGGGGUCUGGAUACCACGUCUAAAAAGAAGAGCAGAGCCCACCCCAGCAUCAACCAGGUUUUUGCGGACGGAGAAGAGCUUAUUAAAAAGAGCGACGAUGGAAUUCCCACCGAGUCGGCGAAGGAGGGACAAUCGAAUGAAGAUGAGAGCAGGAUGGCCGCCCCGCCGGCCGGGGCGGAGGGUGACGCGUGGCCGCCAGAGCACGUCACCCCAUCCUGGGUUUGUUUGCCCGACGACCAGCCGGUGCUGACCGUCGUCCGACCCGGAGAGUCGGCGCUCUGCGUGCUUGAAACCAUAUGCAAGGCUCAUCAACUGGACCCCACCAAGCACUACCUUCGACUCAAGUUCCUGAUUGACAAUGUAGUGCAGUUCUACAUCCCCAAACCGGAGGAGGACGUGUGCGACCUGCUUUACAAAGAAGUGGAACUCUGCCCCAAAAUCACAAAAGUUGUCCAGUUUGACCGCGACGAGUCGUGCAUGAUCGGCUACGGUUUCUCCAUCUCGGUGGUGGAGGAGGACCGAGUGCAGCAGCUUUACAUCACGGACGUGCGGGCGGGCGGCCUCGCCUUCGCUAAAGGUCUGAAUGCGGGCGAUGAAAUCCUGGAGCUGAAUGGCAAAGAGGCCCAGAGUCUGGACUUUUCCGACAUGAAGGCGGCGUUCUCGCUAUCGUCGCUGGCGCUGAGGGUCAGCACGCUUCCCCCUCUGGAGCGCCGCCAGCUCUGCUUUCUACCGCCGCGACGCUCCCACACCCAGGACAACCUUUACACUGACAUCUUCUCCCAGAGCCAGGAGGAGAUCCUGGACGACGGCGUGGGGCUCCUGCUGGAAAGUUCCGGGGACAGCUUGGACGACGACUCCGAGAUCUUUGACCGAUGCGUGAAGCCCAGGAAGCGCUCCUGCGACUCGCUUUUUGACAUGCUUCAUCUGAAUACGGAGCAAGUGGCGGCCUUUUGCCGCAGCCUCCACGACAUGAACCCGGCGGACUGCGCGUCGUCGUCUUCGCCCAGCCCCGAUUCGCCGUUCCCGCCCGCGCUCCGCCAGCUUUCGGACGCCGACAAGCUGCGUAAGGUCAUCGGCGAGCUGGUGGAGACUGAACGCACCUACGUCAAAGACCUGAACUGCCUCAUCGGACGAUAUUUAAGCCCGCUGCAGAAAGAGAGCUUUCUCACUCAGGAUGAGUUGGAUGUUCUCUUUGGAAAUCUUCCAGAAAUGGUGGAAUUCCAGGUAGAGUUCCUGAAGACUCUGGAGGACGGGACCCGGCUGGUUCCGGAUCUGGACAAGCUGGAGAGAGUGGAGCAGUUCAAAAAAAUCCUUUUCUCCCUGGGAGGCUCCUUCCUCUACUACGCCGAUCGCUUUAAGAUCUACAGCGCCUUCUGCGCCAGCCACACCAAAGUCCCCAAGGUCCUCGUGAAAGCCAAAAGCGACCCCGACUUCAAGGCUUUUUUGGACGAGCGCAACCCUAAGCAGCAGCAUUCGUCCACGCUGGAGUCGUAUCUCAUCAAACCUAUCCAGAGGGUCCUCAAGUACCCUCUGCUGCUCAGGGAGCUCUACUCGCUCACCGACCCGGACAGCGAAGAGCACUACCACCUGGAUGUCGCCAUGAAGGCCAUGAACAAAGUGGCUAGCCACAUUAACGAGAUGCAGAAAAUCCACGAAGAGUUCGGCGCCGUCUUCGACCAGCUCAUCACCGAGCAGAGCGGCGACAAGAAGGAGGUUGCUGACUUGUCUAUGGGCGAUCUGCUACUCCACACCAGCGUGUCUUGGAUUAACCCGCCUGCUUCUUUAGGAAAAUGGAAAAAAGAGCCCCAGAUGGCCACUUUUGUCUUCAAAACAGCAGUCGUUUUCGUCUGCAAGGAUGGAUCCAAACAGAAGAAGAAAAUGGGCGGCUCCCACCGAGCAUCGACGUCUUCCGAAGAAAAAGACCCCUUCCGAUAUCGUCACAUGAUUCCGACCGACUCCCUGCAAGUCAGACCGUUGGCCAACGCCAACGCGGACGGCGAAGGGACGUCCGUGUGCGAGAUCGUCCACACAAAGUCGGAAUCGGAAGGCCGGCCGGAGAGAGCUUUCCAGCUGUGUUGUAGUUCCCCAGAAAGCAGAAAAGACUUUGUCAAGACGGUUCACUCCAUCCUUCGCGAGAAGCACCGGCGCCAGCUGCUGAAGACGGAGAGCCUUCCGCUCAGCCAGCAGUACGUGCCCUUCGGAGGCAAGCGUCUUUGCGCGCUCAAGGGCGCUCGGCCCGUCAUCAACCGAGCAGCCUCCGCACCGACCAGAACUCUGGGUCGUCGGAAGCUAGUCCGCAACCGCUUCACCAUCGACACGGACGUGGUCCCGGAUGGCGAGCCCGACCCGGCGUCCCCCUCGGACCCGGCGUCCCCCUCGGACCCGGAGCGUCUGCGCUCGUCGGGCGACACGGACCGCUGGGUGGAAGAACAGUUUGACCUCAAAGAGUACGAAGACCCCGAGGAGGCCAAGGAGACAGAUAUCCUGAGCGACGAAGACGACGGGCUCCGCCUCGGGACGUCGCUCGCCGCCUUGUCUCUGGACGGCGAGGGGGCGGAGUCCGGGGACGCGACUACCGUGUGGGUGCGGCGAGAAUCCUCGCCAGACUGA